CCCUCUUCCAUCAACGCUCGACGCCAUGUUCGCAGCACCCAGCAGCCAUAAGAGGCGGAGGGCGUCUGCGAGGGGAGACAAGUCAAGGAAGAGGACGCCAGGUAGGGUGGUUCUGAAUGUUGUGGAGCCUGCGCACAAAGGGAGCGAAGCGUUGCAGGCUGCGCAGCGUAGAUUCGCGGACACCGUUGAGGCGCAUCCUUUCAAUCAUAGACAUCAUCGUUCCUACCUCGAGCUCCUCCUCCUCCUCUCUCUCGACAUCCAUCUCAAGCAUCGCCUCGACCUCGCAAGCAGUAAUGGCCCGCAUCUCACUACGCGUCUUCCUCUCGCCCGAGUUCGUCACGCAAUACAUCAAGGGAGCCAGCCUAGUGGCCUUGAGCACCGGCGAUCUGGAAAGCGACGAUGUCAUCUGCCUGGAUGGGCAAGGCCUCCUCAUCCUCUCCCUCACCAAGCCCACCUACCAAACACUCGGCCUCACAGGCCGCCCCUCACGCUACGCCAUAGGCGCGAGCGGUCGAACAGGGGAUCGCAAAUCUGGGCCUGUGGAGAGGUACAUCGUCGAAGUACCUCUGUGCGAUCCUAGCUUCGUGCCGGGAAAGCCCGGCUGGACGCGAGUCGCACAGUGUUUCGAGAGGUGGGAGAAGGAGAGAGGUGGUUGCUUCACCUUCUGCUUUGCGGCGGAGAGUGGGCGGAGGAUAGAAUUUCCACAGCAUGUCAGGCCGGACAGAGAUGGAGAAUUGCCCACUGAGAUGGACACGAAAGAGCUGCAAGACGUCUGGGUGCCACAGCUGAGCGGCAAUGAGGGAGAGCAAGGGCACGAGUGGCCACUGCUCCGCCUUGGCUGGCAGGGCGAAGAAGGAGGCGAGUCGCGACUCAGCUGGGACGACUGGGCCGAGUCUCUUUCAGAGCUAGCAGAGUGGAAGGCCCUCGUCGAGAGGGAUGCUGAGUGCAUCAAGACCUACCAUCGUCCUUCCCACUUCGACAACAACGCCUACACAGUACCUAGCCCACGCUCUCCGGGGAGUAUUACGAAAAUCACGCUCACAGGCUUCUUGCAUCCCAGCAUAUUACUUGCGAUCGAGGCUGCAGUACGAGAUCACGUAGACCUGAAGAAGGAAGGAGCGCCGUGGGCCAUGCUAUCUUGCGAGGGCUUCACGGACAGCCCAGUGAGAUGGAGGAGCCAAGAUCCCGGACUCGGACUGGCACUAGGGCAGGGCAAGACUCCGGCGAGCCGGUCAGGUCAACGUGCUGGUCAAGGCAAGCAAGGGGAGGAUGAUCAGGACGAGAUGGACGAGAAGAGUGACGACGACAGCUCAGGCUCAGCAACGGAUGACUCGUCUGACGACGAUGAUGAUGACGACGACGACGACGACGACGACGACAAUUUCUCGUCCGCCCCUUUGACGGGCAAAGCAGCGCGUCGUAAACGGUCCCGCCAAGUCAAACGCAAAGGACACCAGCGCAAAGGAGAAGCAGAACGAUCUGCUUCGAUCGCAUCGGCCGCUGCGGCGGGUGGGCAAGGAGGGGCUUUCGGCUGGGGAGCGGUCGUGCUUGGCCGGCAGAGGGAGGCAAGCGGAGGGGACAGGGAGCAAGAAGGAGCGAGGUAUAUCUGGUGGGAAAACGUGGAGGGUGAUACCAGAAAUUGAUUAAAGUGACGCAGAGAGGGAUUUCAGUAUACAGUCGGUGCAGCGGAGUACAGGGCAGGCGACUUCUUGCGCAGCGUAGAAGUCGAUGUCGUUGAC
Molecule: messenger RNA, 1739 nt
Organism: Jaminaea rosea
Lineage: Eukaryota; Fungi; Basidiomycota; Exobasidiomycetes; Microstromatales
Exons: 3
Coding region: 117-1643 (508 amino acids)
Biological process (GO): endonucleolytic cleavage in ITS1 to separate SSU-rRNA from 5.8S rRNA and LSU-rRNA from tricistronic rRNA transcript (SSU-rRNA, 5.8S rRNA, LSU-rRNA); tRNA 5'-leader removal; tRNA 3'-end processing
Cellular component (GO): ribonuclease MRP complex; multimeric ribonuclease P complex
Molecular function (GO): ribonuclease MRP activity; ribonuclease P activity
Source: RefSeq, a predicted model, not a curated record